UAUAUACAGUACUCUUGGGUACAUGUCAUGUCAUGUGUACAUGUGUCGCGUGUGGUCGAAAGAAAAGGGCGUCAGACAUCCUUGCUAUUAAUUAUGUCGGAAAUCAAUGAUAUUUUAAAAUUACAUCCAUCUCUCGAAUUUAUAAAUGAUAGUAAAAAGGUAAAAUGUAACCUGUCAGGUCAUGAGAUGCCUGCAAAGGUUGAGGUCAUUGCAGCAUACACGCAAGGAAAAAAGUACAAAAGGUUACGCAAAGAGGGUGAUUUUGAUUUUAUGGCUCAUGAAAAGCAUAUUGUUCCAAGUUUUAAAAAGGGACAUGAACAUCAACUGUUUUGUCGUCUGACAUUUCGACACAUCAGCAAAGAAUCAAAGGAUGUUGAAAGACAUGUGAAUGGAAGACGAUACAACAGAGCUUUGAAAAAAUAUGAGGAAUGUCAAAGACUAGGCAUCCCCUUUAAGCCAAACAAACCAAAGAAACAUAAUGCCCCUGAAGAAGAGUUAAGGAAACGUGAGGGCUGGACAGCAAGCGAUGGCUCAGGGUCAAGUGAUGCGGAAUCGGAGGACAGUUUAAGUGACCUUUACCCUCCUGAAUUAUUUGGUCCUUUUGAUCAAAAAGAAGGUAAUAGUGAAGAUGCAGAUAAUGAAAUGGUAACUGCAGUGCCAACCAGUAAUAAAUCAAGACAAAAUGGCAAGAAACCCAAAGGUUUAAAACAAACUAAAAACAGUGACAAGUCAAUUGAAGAAAAGAAACCAAAUAAGAGGAAACUAAAAGAAGCCCUUGGAAAGAAAAUUACCUCAAAAUGUCAUGGGAAAAUGAAAAAGAAACCCAAGGUUAAAUAAGAAAUGGAGAUAAUUGGCUCUCUCCAGUCAGUGCAAAGAUGAUGCAUUUAUCGCUGCCUACCAAGAUAAAAAAUUAUGCAACAUGGCCAUUUUGGAUUUAAGGUCACAAAUCUGGUGUCAAAAUGUUGUUGAUUUUCCCUUUAUUUUCCCUUCCAGAAGAUAAUAUAUGAAAUGACGAAUAAAUUGUUUUCAUAUACAAGCCUGUCCAGUAAUCAUAAUUUUAUGUUGGGCUGUAUGUUUUAUGAUUUCUAUCAGAGUAAGAAAAAUAUUACAAUAUAUUAUUAUAUCUUGCUUUUAUGUUAAAAAUAAAAUAUUUUAUGUUAAAAACUGUAUAAGAUAUAAUUAAAUGUUAUCCAAAAACAGUA
Messenger RNA from Anneissia japonica, 1202 nucleotides. Its product is annotated as surfeit locus protein 2-like. The record is from RefSeq and is a predicted model, not a curated record. The coding region runs from base 28 to 837 and encodes 269 amino acids. Lineage: Eukaryota; Metazoa; Echinodermata; Crinoidea; Comatulida; Comatulidae. The transcript has 6 exons.